Messenger RNA from Xenopus tropicalis (tropical clawed frog), 1121 nucleotides. RefSeq lists its product as uncharacterized. The record is from RefSeq and is a predicted model, not a curated record. Bases 16 to 975 code for a protein of 319 amino acids. The transcript has 2 exons. Lineage: Eukaryota; Metazoa; Chordata; Amphibia; Anura; Pipidae.
GAACAAUAAGACUUUAUGUUAGUGCUGUCCAAGUGGCCACAGUGUGUUCCCCCAACUCUUCAGGCAGACUGCAGGAGCAAUGCUACCAUUGUGGCAAUAUAUGUAUUCUGCAGUAACAACUGUUAUUCUUUUAGUUCUCCAUAUAAUUUACUUACGCAGACUUUCUUGGAAUCCUUCUAUCUCACUAUAUUCUGCCUGCCUUGCUGUGCUCUGCUCUGCUCUAACCUGACUGUGUAUUCUAUACUCUUUCUGCCUAUUGCAAAUAGGUUUUUCCCUGCGAUUAGCAUUUUUCUCGGGAUUGUUCUGCUAUUUAGAAAAUCAAUCUGCUUUCUAUCUAUUGUUUGUAUAUUUCAGACAGACAACGUGUUGAUGAAGUUGCGAAACAGACCUGAGGUUAUUAAUGCUGGAUGGUCCUUUCCAUUUGUUCCAACUCAAAAAAGGAAGAGAGAGCACACACAGGAAACAAGCAGUGAAUCCAGCAGCUCGCAAGAUGAAUCAGGUUCAGAAACAAGUACUGACGCAGAUGAAAAAGAGCCUGACCCAAGUCGUAUAGGAAAUAUAUCAUGGUGUGAAUGCGGAACAUGUGCCUCAAUGCCAACAGAAAUAGAAAGCCUAUGCUGUUUUGAGGAGCCCAGGAUACACAAUAACAUUCCUGAUACUGCCUUCUGCAUUACAGACCAUGAUGAUUUCAAUGGGAAGUGCCUUGAUCCUGUGAAUGUAGCUCAUUACUAUCGCCUGAUAAAUGUAAAAAAAAGAAAGAAUCCAAAACAUUCUGUGUAUCAGAGGGGGUUGCGCAAAGCUGCAUAUCGUAGUUUCACUGCUUGGAUGUAUGGCUAUUUGGGAGGCAAUAACAGAAAACCAAUACCCUCCUGCGUUGUGAACAAGAUAAGGGAAUCAUUUCCUGAUCCAAAUGGAAGAUAUACUGGCUUCUUGUAUCCUCAUGACUAUUUUGCAGAAUGUAUGGCUCUAGAUUAGUCUUGUGACAUUAGCCAUAAUAAUUUGUUGAUGUUGAAAUGCACAGAAUGGAUAAAAAAGUUUUUUUAAAUAAUGGAGUUUACAAUCCUUUGUUUAAUACAACAACAUUGCAAUCAAUAGUUAUCAACAGUUUACUUUAAACAAUU